GGAUAAAUAACACUGGAGCCCGUUUAGGUGGACAUUCUAGAUGUUCUAUUUUUUUCUAGAUGGUUAGGCUCAGCUGAUCGUGACGUAUUGCUCAAAGCGUAUCCUAGGAAAGGGCAUACAGUCCGCAUGCGGAGGGGGGAGAGACUCCACCAAAAUAUAAACGUCGUUGAAGUUAUGAAUAGACAACGAAAAAACACGUACAAUUAGCUACUAGCUGCGUGUGGCUGGCGGCAGUGCAGUCAGAUAUUUCAGACUUUAACGAAUAUCGAUUUGCGGCCGGGGUUUAACGGCGAUUCCACGCGCUUCUCCAAAGAGUGUUCCUAUUUAAAGCACGCGUAAGUGUACACGCAUUUGAUAGCUAACUCUUCUUCUUAAAAGGCUCAGAAAGGUGAGGGAAGAAAUGGUGGAUUAUUAUGACAUCUUGGGAGUAUCACGAAAUGCCUCUUCUGAGGACAUCAAAAAGGCUUACAGGAAGCAGGCCCUGCGGUGGCACCCAGACAAGAAUCCAGACAACAAAGAGGAAGCAGAGAGGAAGUUCAAGGAAAUAGCUGAGGCGUAUGAAGUGCUCUCAGACAGAAACAAACGAGAGACUUAUGAUCGGUAUGGCAAAGAGGGCAUUCACAAUGCAGGCUCUGCCGGCUCUUCCAGUCCGGAUGAUUUUCCAGGCUUCACAUUCACAUUCCGCAGCCCAGACGAAGUGUUUCAAGAAUUCUUCGGGGGUGAGGAUCCAUUUGCUAGCUUCUUUGAUGAUUUCCCUUUUGGCGGCAUGCAGGACAGGAGUCAUGGACAUUCAGGCCCAUCACGGUUUGGGCCUAGUCGUUUCUUCUCCUUCCCGUCUGCCGGAGCAGGUUUCACCUCCUUUUCAUCCUCCUUUAGUGGGAUGGACAGCAUGGGGGGCAGCUUCAAGUCAGUCUCUACCUCCACACGUGUUGUCAACGGGAAACGCACCACCACCCGAAAAAUCAGAGAGAAUGGCCAGGAGAGAACAGAAAUUGAGGAGGAUGGGGUCUUGAAAGCUGUUCUGAUCAAUGGUGUGGAGGAUGAGAUGGCCUUGGCCUUGGAGCUCAGCCUCAGAGACUCAGCCAGUCAGUCAUCGCAGCACCAGCGGCCCCGUCUGCAGCAGCAGUCACACCAGGAGCAGCCCGGCUUCUACCCGCCGGCCCCACCUCAGCGGUCCUAUAGCUCGGCCCCCUUCUUUAGAUAUCCCGAGGAAAGUGAGGAGGAUGACGAAGAUCUGCAGAUGGCCCUGGCCUAUAGUUUGUCGGAGAUGGAAGCGCAGAGGAGGAAUGCAGCUGCAGAUAUGAUCUCAGGUGCUGGGGUCAAGACUAGGGAAUGUGGAGGCGGGGUCAAAGAUCAAGGGUUUGCAGACAAGAAUAGACUGGGGCAGACAGUUAGCGACAAGCCAAGAGCAACUGAAAACAGAGCAGUAGCCAGUGAGUCUACUAAUGGGGGGUUCUGGGAUGGUUCUGACUUGCCAAGUCCCAACAGCCCAGUGGAGAAGGAGAGCAAGUGUCCGUCUAUGGAUACAAUCCACAAGAUGGCAAAGAAGGUCUCUAAUUGUGUGGUGAGCUGAUGUGUGAGUCAGACUCCACUCAGCCAACAAGGUGCCACAUGUAACGUCUUUCCUUCAUAAUAUCAUUACUGUGCCCAAGUCUGUUCCUGCUGUUGAUAUAUUGGCUCUGUGUUGAAACUAAGAGAUUUUUAUAAAGAUGGAGGAGAGUCAGCAGCUCUAAGAUGGACUUUUUUAUAUAAUGUAGGCAAGACUACCUCACAGUCCUCCUACACUCUGAAAAGGAUUAUAGUUUCAGUAAAAUAUCUGUUUCUAUGGUAGGUUUUAACACACCAGCCUCAGAAGAUUAACAGUGGGGAAAUAAUGAAUUUGGGUGUAAUUUGUAGUUGUUCUUUUUUUAAAAUUGUUUUAAAAAAUAUAAAUAUUUUAGAGAUAUAUUAAGUAGACCAAUGGGACUUUGAAAUGUAUAUUUAGUGAAAUUUUGAAAUGUCUUCUUUAAUGUAGUGCUUAGAGAAUUCUAUCUUUAACUUCCAGUUGUGUUAAACCUUUUUUUACCACUCGUUGUUGUUGUUGUGAAGUAUUUUUGGUGGGAGAUGAGCAGGUGGCAGAGUAUCGCUGGGAAUUUACUGUGGUGAAACUCUGUGAUGGGAUUGCUUCAGCUUCAGCUCGCACAUUAAGUGUGGAUAUUGCCGUCUUCAUCUUAGCUCUUGUGCUAUAGUCUACCUAAUAGGAAACUUACAACACUAUAUAUAUAAAUGUUUUCUUUUAUAUUUCUCAGUGCAUUUGUUCUAAAACAGCAGCGGAUAGUUUAUGUGCUCCUUUUCUGCACGGUCAGAAUUCAUGCUUCACUGCCUGAAAAUUGAAUUUAGACACUCAACAAUGUGAAAGUGAGAAGAGCCAAUAUGGAAAAUGUCUGUCACUGUCAAACAUCAUGUGCUUCAUCUCAGAGUGAGGGAGUGGGUCUUGUGGCAGAGGGUCUUCCAGAUUAAUGUCUUAGGCACGUGUUGGUUCAUAUUCUAAGGGUUUAACAGCUGUUCAUAAAGCACUUAAAUUGUAUCAUAAAUACCCAGUAUUAUAAAUGUACCAGAUUAUAAGAUACGUGAUUUACUUUGGAAAUAACACCUGAUGACAAGCAGUAGACCAAUAAAUAAUUAAGUAAUAUAGAAAGACUAACCCUCUCUUUGAUUUAAUCAUGAGAUAAAUGGAAGGUGGUGUUAAGGUUGAUGAGAAGUGGUGUGCAGUUUUGGGUCCUGGGUAAUGACUGUGUGUGACACCCCACCCCCCAGUCAUGCAAUACUAACCAGAAUUAGGUAAAUGAGCAGUGCCAUGUCCUUUUCUGGUUAUUUGCUGAUCUAAUGUAUUUGCUUGUCCCCUAAUUCCCAUAAUAAACUAUCAGGCUUUUUUCUUAUGUUCUAA
This is a messenger RNA of Paramormyrops kingsleyae, 2926 nucleotides long. Its product is annotated as dnaJ homolog subfamily B member 6. The record is from RefSeq and is a predicted model, not a curated record. Lineage: Eukaryota; Metazoa; Chordata; Actinopteri; Osteoglossiformes; Mormyridae. Gene Ontology annotation, molecular function: Hsp70 protein binding.